This is a messenger RNA of Drosophila persimilis, 3088 nucleotides long. RefSeq lists its product as uncharacterized. Gene Ontology annotation, molecular function: tetrahydrofolylpolyglutamate synthase activity; ATP binding. Gene Ontology annotation, biological process: tetrahydrofolylpolyglutamate biosynthetic process. The transcript has 3 exons. The coding region runs from base 42 to 2945 and encodes 967 amino acids. Gene Ontology annotation, cellular component: mitochondrion; cytosol; cytoplasm. NCBI's taxonomy places the organism in Eukaryota, Metazoa, Arthropoda, Insecta, Diptera, Drosophilidae. The record is from RefSeq and is a predicted model, not a curated record.
AACCCGUCAAAUCAACUCAAAGAUCAAAAAAUAUAAAAACGAUGUUAAAGAAUCGUUUCACGGGUCUUAUGACGCGGAAGAGCACGGCCACGGCCACGGCCCAUGCGAGAAACUACAUCUUUCAGAAGAGUUUCAAUGCACGCCAAGUGCUGAUGGCCAAGGCUAAGGCGAAUGGGGCACCAGAGACAGAGACCUUGGGGGACCAGACCCCGAAUCAAACGCAGCCGAAGAGUGCUUGUCCGGAAGUGAAGACAACAGGAACAACUGCUGUGCCCUUGGCCGAGAAUACACGCAAGACAGUUUCCCUCAAGACAUUUACAACCGCCCCAUCGGCCAGCUUUUCCGAUCGGCGCGAAAGGUGGAUGGCCAGGACCAAGGAGAUUCAGCGCAAGGCCAUGCUGGCAGCCAAAGAAGGUCCUACCAAGGCAGCAAGCAACAAAUGGUCGACUCCCGGGCUAUACGACUGGCAGCAGCAGCUGUCGCCGCAAAAGAAGCCAAAUGUCGAUAAUGAGAUCAUCUCCCCAGCGGAAGGCCAACGGAAGUCUUGGACGAAUCGCGUGCACGGCUCACAAAUGCAGAAGCAGAAACAGACACGGUUCCUUGAGGAACCGAGUGGCAGGCAGCACGCCAGAAGAGAUAUGGAACAGAAGGGACAUAGGAUACAGCAGAUAACCAGAAUGGAGUCCAGAGCUUCGGCAGCAGCAGCCCCUGCAGAGCUAAUCGAACACUCACAAAGAAAUAUACAACCCGUCAAAUCAACUCAAAGAUCAACAAAUAUAAAAACGAUGUUAAAGAAUCGUUUCACGGGUCUUAUGACGCGGAAGAGCACGGCCACGGCCACGGCCCAUGCGAGAAACUACAUCUUUCAGAAGAGUUUUAAUGCACGCCAAGUGCUGAUGGCCAAGGCUAAGGCGAAUGGGGCACCACAGACAGAGACCUUGGAGCACCAGACCCCGAAUCAAACGCAGCCGGAGAGUGCUUGUUCGGAAGUGAAGACAACAGGAACAACUGCUGUGCCCUUGGCCGAGAAUACACGCAAGACAGUUUCCCUCAAGACAUUUACAACCGCCCCAUCGGCCAGCUUUUCCGAUCGGCGCGAAAGGAUGAUGGCCAGGACCAAGGAGAUUCAGCGCAAGGCCAUGCUGGCAGCCAAAGAAGGUCCUACCAAGGCAGCAAGCAACAAAUGGUCGACUCCCGGGCUAUACGACUGGCAGCAGCAGCUGUCGCCGCAAAAGAAGCCAAAUGUCGAUAAUGAGAUCAUCUCCCCAGCGGAAGGCCAACGGAAGUCUUGGACGAAUCGCGUGCACGGCUCACAAAUGCAGAAGCAGAAACAGACACGGUUCCUUGAGGAACCGAGUGGCAGGCAGCACGCCAGAAGAGAUAUGGAACAGAAGGGACAUAGGAUACAGCAGAUAACCAGAAUGGAGUCCAGAGCUUCGGCAGCAGCAGCCCCUGCAGAGCUCGAGGAACCGAAGAAGAAGUCGCCCGAGCGUUUGGCUUACCUGGAGGCCAUCCAAAAGCUGAACAGUUACCACGCUUUCGACUCGGUGCCCGUGCGGAUGGGCCGGCAGGGCUCCGAUUGCCAGCCGGAUCCGAUACUAGAACAUACCCUGGAGUGCUUGGAGAGGACGAAGCUGUCAAAAGCGCAGUUGGAAAGCAUUCCCGUCAUACAGAUAUCCGGAUCGAAGGGCAGAGGAACCACAUGUGGCCUCGUUCAGAACAUCCUGCUCUCGCAUGGUAUCAAGACAGGGCUACUCUGCUCGCCCCAUCUCUUCUUUUCCUGCGAGCGAAUACGCAUCGAUGGGCAGCCCUUGAGUGAGGUUCAGUUCACGAAGCUCUUCUGGAAGAUUCAUGCCAGGCUGGCAAAAAUGCAACCACCGCCAGCCUACGACCAACUCCUGACGGUGAUGGCCUUCCAUGCGUUCCGCCGGGCGAUUGUGGAUGUGGCCAUUGUGAAGGUGGGCAGUGGAGGCGCCAGCGAUUGCACCAACGUCACCUCGCAUGCGGGAACAAUCGGCAUCAACACUCUGAGCCGGGAUAAAAGGUCGGAUCUGAGGCAUACCAUGCGGGACAUUGCCUGGGCCAAGGCGGCAAUCAUGAAGCCCUCUGCCAGCAUAUACACGAAUGUCAGCCAAGCAGAGUGCUGUGAGGCCCUAGCCCAGAGGGCCAGGGAGCUUGGCGUCCAGCUCCAUCGAGUGCCCACAUUCGAAGCCCUGAUCGAGGCAAACCUCAACCAAAAGCACCUGCUCUCCAAGGCAAACCAUUCCGUGAAGUUGAAUGGCUCAUUGGCCAUCCAGCUGGCGUGCGACUAUCUCAGGCGCCACAAGCCGGAGCUUGUGGUGGGAUUGGACACAAAUACAGUUAAAUUGUCUCAACGUGCGGCCCGCGGGAUUGGCAGCUUCCAGCCGGCGGGACAUUUCGAUGUGAUCAGACAGGACAGCCUUAAUGUCUAUUUGGACACGGCUGAUUCUGUCGAAUCGAUGAUGGCAUGUAGGGAGUGGUUCUAUGCCGGUACUCGGGCCAGUCGCUCGCCAAAGAUUCUGCUGUACAGUAGGGGGAAGGAUGCCAAUGCCAAGGAUCUUCUAGCGAUCCUUCGCUUCAAAGUGCGCUUCGAUGAAGCCUGCUUUGUGCCAUGCCCCAGUUUCUUCGAGGGCGAAAUCGUAGCCGAGGAGUUAUCCGCGGCCAUGGUCUGGGACGACAAGCAGGAGCUGCAGCGGGCAAAGAACAACGCCAGAGCCUGGUGUCGUCUCUGCGAGGAGAUGGGAAAGAAGGACACCUCCCAUCUUACCCUCUCGGUCAACUCAUGCUUUGACCACGUCCGCACCAAGUAUGGCCAGCAGAGUGAAGUCGAUGUCUUGGUAACUGGCUCCCGACAGUUGGUGGCUGCAGCCAUGACGACGCUCAACAAAAUGAGGGGCUCUAAGGCUCCAAGCCACCACAGUUGAUCCAUUUAAAUUUUGUAGUUUUUCUUCCAAAUUUCGAAAGCCAAACGAAUAUGGAAUGGAAUCACCACCAAAAACUCCAGCUAGAGCAAGUACGAUUUUAAAUAAAUCCCAAACAGAAUAGUUUUUAUCAUAGACCAAUGAAA